This is a messenger RNA of Elaeis guineensis (African oil palm), 943 nucleotides long. NCBI's taxonomy places the organism in Eukaryota, Viridiplantae, Streptophyta, Magnoliopsida, Arecales, Arecaceae. The record is from RefSeq and is a predicted model, not a curated record.
GAUGUGGCCUCCCAAGGCCUGGCUCUCGGGGCUACCGAUACCAUUCUGCCUACGCAUCUCUGCCUGCUGUAUCCUUACCGCGAUUAUUAUAAAGUACUCGGACUCUCUGGGCUUCCGAGGAGCGAUGCAAGCGGCGCCAGCUCUCUUCUCCGCGAAGCGCCUCGCCCCGCCUCCGGCGUUCCCCCGCGUGCGAUCGCAGUACAAGCCCGCCGUUAGCGUCCCUUCGACCAUAUCGACCUCUGAAUCCAUGGCCGCCAAGUGGGCUCAGAAGACCGUUGUCAUCCCUCCCCAGCGACGAGGCUGUCAUCUCGUUACCUCCAAGAUAACGAGGGAGAUUGAGCAAGAUCUAUCGGGUUUCAAAUGCGGCCUUGCUCAUUUUUUCUUGCAGCAUACAAGUGCUUCUCUGACCAUAAAUGAGAACUAUGACUCCGAUGUUCAGGAUGACACUGAGACCUUCCUUAACCGGAUUGUUCCAGAGGGGCGAUCUGCACCUUGGAAGCACACAAUAGAAGGACCUGAUGACAUGCCAGCACAUAUCAAGUCUUCAAUGUUUGGUUGUGCCCUGACGUACGUAUCAUUUGUUUCUCUGUUGAAAUGCCAUCUUUUUACAAAUUUAAUGGCCACUAAGACUGAUACUGUAUAUGUUCAGCAUUCCAAUUACCGAUGGUCGUCUCAAUAUGGGAACUUGGCAGGGAAUAUGGCUGUGUGAGCAUCGGGAUCAUGCUACCCCUCGAAAAAUUGUGGUUACUCUUAAUGGGAUAUAAAUGUUAAAGAAAAAAGGUUGGAACUCGACUGCAAUGUGAAAACUUUGUCGGUGGAUAAGAUUUUGUAUAAAUAAAUCAUAUAACGAUCUCUGCAAGUAUGUACAAUUAUUCAGUCAUCUCAUCACUUGCUUAGUUUUGUAUCUUAAUCAUUGGGUGUUUCUAUGCAAGCGUAGUAUUUU